AUGCCGCUGUGUGAUCGCUUUAUGCGAUUAAACGAGCUUCAUCGAAAUGCUGGUGGCCUCUACGGCGGUCACAGUUUCGCAUUGGACUCACCAAGAGGCGGUUACUUCGGAAAUUAUCAACCGCUCGACCGUUCCACCGACUUGACCUUCAAUAACAGCGGAUAUUCUAGCAACUUCAUGGACAGUGUCCCCGGAAUGGGUGUCUACGGCAACUCAGACACUCCCAGUGGCUAUGGAAUGCGUUCAAGCAAUUUGGUGAACAACCCCAUGUGGUCGCAGUUCGAGAAGAUUCGUUCCGAGUUCCAAAUAAAAAAUAGUCAGUACCUCCAACAACAGCAACAACAACAACAUCAACCUGAGAAUUCAUCAUUGUUGAGUCGAAGCUCGGCAUUCAGUUUCAAUACCAUAGAAGGUAAUAUUGCCCCUUCUCGCAAUAUCUCGGCAUUUAAUACAACACCUCCCAGGAGUGCUCUUCAAUUGACUGAUGAAAAAUAUGGUUUCGGUGAUGAAGUAGAUUUGAGUCAGGACUUGCAUGAUCUGUGGAAAUCGCAAAAAUUCACCUCCAACAGUGGCAACACCUUCUGUUGGACGGGAGAUGUCAACAAGUCAUCAAUUGAUACUUCAUUAGGUCAAGCUUUCAAUGCACUGAACAUCACUGAACGCUAG
Molecule: messenger RNA, 666 nt
Organism: Hydatigera taeniaeformis
Lineage: Eukaryota; Metazoa; Platyhelminthes; Cestoda; Cyclophyllidea; Taeniidae
Source: the annotation of a GenBank genome assembly